UGCACAACCAAAACAGAACCAGUCAAAUGUAAUUUUCCGUUAACAAAAUUAACAUUCACAAACUUCACCAAUGUUACCAACGGUUAUAUUAGUAUUUAGUGGGAAAAGAAAAUCUGGCAAAGACUAUGUUACUGACAUUAUUCAAAGCAAGCUUACUGAUGAAAUGUGUGCAAUAAUGAGGUUAUCAGCACCACUGAAAAAACAAUAUGCGCUUGAACAUGACCUUGACUUUGAUAAGUUACUGGAUGCGUCUGAGUAUAAAGAGCGCUACCGACGUGAGAUGAUAGUUUGGGGUGAAGAGAAGAGAAAUGCUGAUCCGGGUUUCUUCUGUCGACACGCGACGUCUGGAGAUGAUGCCAAGAAACCAGUCUGGAUCAUCAGCGAUGCUCGGAGAAAAACAGACAUCGCGUAUUUCAAAGAUGUUUAUCCAGAUGCCACAAGGACUGUCAGAGUUGUUGCAGAUGAAGAAAUGAGAACAAAACGUGGAUUUGUGUUUACAGCAGGUGUUGAUGACGCAGAAUCAGAAUGUGGACUGGACGAUGUCAAGGUCUGGGAUUUUAUCAUCACCAACAAUGACGACAGUGAUGUGUUGAACAACCACAUUACAAUAGUAACAGACUUUGUCAACUCAAAGCUGGGUGUUGCACUGUUGUGACCCUGGUUUUUAUGUAAGAAUUGACCACAAUUAUUUUUGGUUCAUGCAAGUAUGAACCGAAAAAAACGUUGUGCACAACUGUAUGACUACGCAUAGGUAUUGUUAAAUAAUAUGUAAACGAUGGUCAUUGAAAAUUCAUAUACUUGUUUUUUUCCACAAAAAGGCAGUUUUGUACUGACAAGUGAUGCACAUCGUUUUUCAACCGCAUUCCAAAUAUACAAGAUCAGGGCUUGAAUUUAACAGCAGCACUGAUAACAAUUGCUGUAACUGUGAUAUGAAUUGUAGAAUAUUAGUGAUUUUACCAAUAGUAAUUUUUUGCCACUGGAUAAAAAAAAAAAUAGCCGUUGGUUGAUUGGAUAAUUUUUUGCUUUUAAUUUUGUGUUCAUUAUUUAUUACAAAAGUGACUGGUUUAAAAUGGGUCUUUAGCUGGCUGCUGUUGCUUUUCUUCAGCUAGUUAUGGUUGCUGUUUUUCAGCUAGUUGCUGUUGACAUUUUGCAACUAGCUAUUAAAUUUUUGUCAUUCCAACCUGUGCUGGAAUAUUGAAGUUGUUUCAAUUUCUUCAAGUCUUCAUUAAGGUGUAAUGCUGACGAUAACUUUUCUCCAAGACCUCUGGAAAUUAUAAAAGCUUCUGUAAUUUUAUCAAGGUACUCACUGUGUAAUGAGUGUUUCAGUUGUUUACUCAUUUUGAAAGGGCGUGCUCCAUCCGGCAUCUAUCCAUGUUUAUCUUUCUUUCUUUUGUAAAUCAGUUUGUUGAACUGGGCCCUGUUUUACGAAGCGAUUUUAGCGCCAAGAUCACCUUAAGGACAUAUAGUAGCUAUGCACUUAAGAUCAUCUUAGCGCUAAGAUCACUUCGUAAAACGGACCCUGGAUCUUUUGCAGUUUUUCUAUGUUAAAGGUCGAUUAAAAUAACUUAUAAUAAUUACGGUAUGUGAUUAAAAAACAAAACAAUG
Gigantopelta aegis is the source of this 1605-nucleotide messenger RNA. RefSeq names its product phosphomevalonate kinase-like. The transcript is spliced from 4 exons. Gene Ontology annotation, molecular function: phosphomevalonate kinase activity. NCBI's taxonomy places the organism in Eukaryota, Metazoa, Mollusca, Gastropoda, Neomphalida, Peltospiridae. The record is from RefSeq and is a predicted model, not a curated record. Gene Ontology annotation, biological process: cholesterol biosynthetic process; isopentenyl diphosphate biosynthetic process, mevalonate pathway. Bases 71 to 655 code for a protein of 194 amino acids. Gene Ontology annotation, cellular component: cytoplasm.